GCCGGAUAGUGCGUCACGGAGCGCGUGUGCGCACGCCGUAGGGGGCGGGCCGUUCGGGCUUGGUUUCCUGGGCGACCACCGCUGGCUAGUUCGUUAGAGGUGUGCGGGUUUUGGAGGCGUGCGGGCUUCGGAGGCGUGCGGGCUUCGGGUGCCAUGGGGACUCCUCCGGGCCUACAGACCGACUGCGAGGCGCUGCUCAGCCGCUUCCAGGAGACGGACAGUGUACGCUUCGAGGACUUCACGGAGCUCUGGAGAAACAUGAAGUUCGGGACUAUCUUCUGUGGCAGAAUGAGAAAUUUAGAAAAGAACAUGUUUACAAAAGAAGCUUUAGCUUUGGCUUGGCGAUAUUUUUUACCUCCAUACACCUUCCAGAUCAGAGUUGGUGCUUUGUAUCUGCUAUAUGGAUUAUAUAAUACCCAACUGUGUCAACCAAAACAAAAGAUCAGAGUUGCCCUGAAGGAUUGGGAUGAAGUUUUAAAAUUUCAGCAAGAUUUAGUAAAUGCACAGCAUUUUGAUGCAGCUUAUAUUUUUAGGAAGCUACGACUAGACAGAGCAUUUCACUUUACAGCAAUGCCCAAAUUGCUGUCAUAUAGGAUGAAGAAAAAAAUUCACCGAGCUGAAGUUACAGAAGAAUUUAAGGACCCAAGUGAUCGUGUGAUGAAACUUAUCACUUCUGAUGUAUUAGAGGAAAUGCUGAAUGUUCAUGAUCAUUAUCAGAACAUGAAACGUGUAAUUUCAGUUGAUAAGUCCAAACCAGAUAAAGCCCUCAGCUUGAUAAAGGAUGAUUUUUUUGACAAUAUUAAGAACAUAGUUUUGGAGCAUCAGCAGUGGCAGAAAGACAGAAAGAAUCCAUCCUUAAAAUCAAAAAUGAAUGAUGGAGAAGAAAAAAUGGAAGGAAAUUCGCAAGAAACAGAGAGAUGUGAAAGGGCAGAAUCGUUAGCGAAAAUAAAAUCAAAGGCCUUUUCAGUUGUCAUACAGGCAUCCAAAUCAAGAAGGCAUCGUCAAGUUAAACUUGACUCUUCUGACUCUGAUUCUGCAUCUGGUCAAGGGCAAGUCAAAGCAACUAGGAAAAAAGAGAAGAAAGAAAGAUUGAAACCAGCAGGAAGGAAGAUGUCUUUCAGAAACAAAGGUAAUGUGCAGAAUAUACACAAGGAAGAUAAACCUUUAAGUCAGAGUAUGCCUGUAAUUACAGAAGAAGAAGAGAAUGAAAGUUUGAGUGGAACAGAGUUCACUGCAUCCAAGAAGAGGAGAAAACACUGAACAAAGAGCCUGGUGUAGUUUUUAAUUUUGAGUUUUCUGACAGAAGAAAAGAUUGGUAUUUUGUGUAUUGAACAGGAAGACUGCCAGUAUUAAAAAGAAUCCUUCUGGGAAACUGUAGGUUAUUUCUUGGAAAUUGCAAUACACAGUUCUAGAAUAAAAGUACAAAAAAUUAGAAUAAGAAUUCUUUAACAUUUUCUUUAAUGAUUUGCAUAAAUGGAGAUAAAACUUGUAUUUAGUAUGUAAUAGAAAAAAUUCUGUUAUUUGCAGAUUGUUACUAUUUCCUAUAACGUUUUGUGAUACUAUACUGUCCUAAUACAGUCUGGUAAUACUAUUCUAUUUUAUUUAAAAUAUUUUUUAUUGAAAUAUUAAUGUUUAUUACAUGCAAAUAACUAUUUUGUAUCUACAGUCUGAUAAUGGAUUUUUUAUUUUGUAUAUUUAUUCUAUUUUGUAUAUUGUUAAGUGCAAUAAAGCUUUUGCCUUGUUUUAUUUUUUAAUACAUAAAACUUACAUUCUCAUAACGUGAUUGAUAACUUAGGAAGUUCACAAUGUAUUUUCUACUUCUGCAAUUAAAUAUUCUUUAGUGCUUGUUUAUUAUUAUUAUUAAAUACUAAUUUAAGUACUAACUUAAGUACUUAAAUACUAAUGUAUGAAGUAUUUAAGUACUUUAAGUACUUUCUAAUAAAAUCUUUAAGAAGAAUAAUGUAAAUUUCAGAAUGUGUCUCUGGUACAGAAUAGUUGAUAUUCACAGAAAAAAAAAAUCUAUACUUCAUGAAUAUGCCGCUCUGUUAAUUUCUUGUUCCAAACACUUUAAUAGAGAUUGCUUGAGCCAUGUUGUUUGAAUUGCUGCCAAUAGCAGACCAUAUCCCUAUCAUGUUGUUGGCUCAACUGUUUUUUUUUUCCCCCCUAAUAGAGACGGGGUAUUGCUAUGUUGCUCAGGCUGGUCUUGAACUCCUGGCCUCAAGCUAUCCUCCUGCCUCAGCCUCCCAAAGUACUGGGAUUAUAGGUGUGAGCUGCUGCACCCAGCUUUAACCUGUUUCACAGUUGAUUAUACUUCAUGCUGUUUUCCAGCAUGGUAUUAUAAGGGAUUUAAAGUUUGGAUUGCAUGCCUGUAAUCCCAGCAUUUUGGGAGGCCGAGGCGGGCAGAUCACGAGGUCAGGAGAUUGAGACCAUCCUGACUAACACAGUGAAACCCUGUCUCUAAUAAAAAUACAAAAAAUUAGCCAGGCGUGGUGGCGGGCGCCUGUAAUCCGAGCUACUCAGGAGGCUGAGGCAGGAGAAUGGUGUGUGAGCCGAGAUCGCGCCACUGCACUCCAGCCUGGGCAACAGAGUGAGACUUUGUCUCAAAAAAAAAAAAAAAAAAAAAGUUUGGGUUGAAGAUCAAAUUUGUGAUAUCUCUAUAUCUAAUCUUUAAAAAUCAGAAUGCUAAUGCUGACCCAAAUAAAAUUUUCAUUUAUUAGCA
Pongo pygmaeus (Bornean orangutan) is the source of this 2719-nucleotide messenger RNA. RefSeq names its product small nuclear RNA activating complex polypeptide 1 (gene SNAPC1). Gene Ontology annotation, molecular function: sequence-specific DNA binding. Lineage: Eukaryota; Metazoa; Chordata; Mammalia; Primates; Hominidae. The transcript is spliced from 10 exons. Gene Ontology annotation, cellular component: snRNA-activating protein complex. The record is from RefSeq and is a predicted model, not a curated record. Gene Ontology annotation, biological process: snRNA transcription by RNA polymerase II; snRNA transcription by RNA polymerase III. Bases 154 to 1260 code for a protein of 368 amino acids.